AUGGAAGAACUUGAAACUUUCUCCACCAAUCCAGAGGACCCUAGUCAGGUCUUACGAAUGGGGAAGGCACUGUCCCCUGAAGUAAAAGAAGAGAUGAUAAGCUUCUUGAAAAGGAACUUGGAUAAAAGACGUGCUCUCAACCCAGAGAGGUACGAGGCACUCAAAGACGAAGUAGGCAAGUUUAGCCGUAGUGGCUUCAUAAGGGAAGUCAUCUACCCGAAACCAACUUGUGGAUUCACCGCUGGACAUGAACUAUUGAGCUUCACGGAUGCAUAUUCAGGGUACAAUCAGAUACCCAUGUUCCGACCUGAUGAGGAAGCUACAUCAUUCAUUACAGACAGAGGACUCUACUGGUACAAAGUCAUGCCUUUUGGAUUGAAUAAUGUCGGAGCUACAUAUCAGAGACUGUUCCUGGGAUACAUUGUUAACCAAAGAGGAAUUGAAGCAAAUCCAGUAAAGAUAACGGCCUUGCUGGAAAUGAGGUCACCUCAAAAAUCGAAGGAGGUCCAAAGCCUUAAUGGUCAGAUAGCCGCGCUCAGUCGCUUCAUCUCUAGGGCUACAGAUAAGAGCUUACCCUUCUUCAAUGUGCUUAAGCAAGGAAAGAAGUUCCAAUGGACUUCUAAGUGCAAGGAAGCUUUUCAGGAGCUAAAAAAGUACCUCGGAGAGGCGCCCCUUUUCUCAAAACAUCAACCAGAAAAGUCGCUACUGCUGUAUUUGGUGAUUUCGGACGUGGCAAUCAGCGCUGUCCUAGUCAGAGAAGAAAAUGAGUGCCAGUUGCCAGUAUACUACAUCAGCAAAGCACCCCUCCUAGCUGAAACACGCUACCCAGACAUAGAGAAACUGAGAACAGAUGCAUCAGGAUGCCUGCUAAAAUGGGCGAUCGAGCUACUGUUCCGACCUCGACAUGCCAUCAAGGGCCAAGCCCUUGCAGAUUUUGUGGCUGAGUUUACCAAAGCCCCGAAAAUGGAGGCAACAAUGGAACCAGCCGAGCCCCCAACAUGGAAACUGUUCGUAGAUGGAUCCUCAGGAGAGGCUGGCACCGGGGCAGGAAUUGUCUUGGAAAGCUCGGAGGGUCACAAGCUAAAUUACGCAGUAAGGUUCGGCUUCAAAGCCUCGAGCAAUGCUACUGAAUAUGAGGCCCUUCCAGUCAAUGAAAGCUUUGCGGCCAAAGACAGCAGCAUGGCUACAUACUUGAAAUUGGUUCUGGACCUAGUUCCUCAGUUUCAAAGGUUCGAACUGAUUCAAGUCCCACGCCUAGAGAAUACACAUGCAGAUGCCCUUUCAAAAUUGGCCAGGAAAAAGGAUUCUGAGCUACUAAAGGUCGUCCCUAUUGAACAAUUAUCGAAGCCCUCCAUUUUCGGAGGUGAAGAGGUACUAUGGAUAGAAGGCACCCCAUUAUGGAUGCAUCCCAUCAUCGCCUAUUUAAAGGAUCAAACACUACCUGCUUCUAGAAGCGAGGCGAGGAAGUUAAGAAGAAGGGCUGCGCACUUCAUCCUACAAUAG
This is a messenger RNA of Olea europaea var. sylvestris, 1503 nucleotides long. RefSeq lists its product as uncharacterized. The record is from RefSeq and is a predicted model, not a curated record. Lineage: Eukaryota; Viridiplantae; Streptophyta; Magnoliopsida; Lamiales; Oleaceae. The transcript is spliced from 6 exons. Bases 1 to 1503 code for a protein of 500 amino acids.